AUGUCAAUCUACUUCAUAAGCAGGAUACUGCAAGGAGCAGAAGCAAACUACCCAGAGAUGGAGAAGCUUGUGUUAGCACUUGUUCACGCAACAAGAAGACUACGCAGGUACUUCCAAGGGCAUCCAAUUGUGGUACUCUCAGAUAAACCGCUGAGACAAAUUUUAACAAAACCAGAAAAAUCCGGAAGAACGGCAAAAUGGGCAAUCGAGCUAGGAGCAUAUGAUAUCGAGUAUAGGGCAAGUUCAGAAGGCUGCGGGGCCGGAAUACGCCUAGUAAGCCCAGACAAGCAAGAAUACACAUAUGCCCUAAGAUUCGAGUUCGAAACAACGAACAAUGAAGCAGAAUACGAGGCAUUGAUAGCAGGAUUGGACCUGGCCAAAGACAUGAAAAUCAGAAGUAUCAAAGCUUUCGUGGACUCCCAGCUCGUAGCCAACCAAGUAAAAGGUGAAUACGAAGCCAAGGGAGAGAUCAUAAGGCUAUAUUUGGGAAAAACAAAGGAAUUAAUCGUGCAAUUUGAAAGCUUCGACAUCGAGCACAUACGAAGAAAUCAAAACAAAAAAGUCGAUGCUCUAAGCAAGCUAGCCUCGUUAACAUUUGAACACCUGGGGAAGAAAGUACUAAUAGAGGUCCUGAAAGAAAGAUCCAUAUACGAAAAGCGGGUGCAUGAUUUAGUUAAAGAAGAAGGAAAAAACUGGAUGACACCGAUAAUUGAAUAUUUGGUGAGCGGAAUAUUGCCAGAAGAUGAAAGUGAAGCAAGAAAAAUAAGAAUCAAAGCUCCACAAUACAAGUUGAUGGAGGGGAACCUUUACAAGAAGGCAUUUUUGACCCCAUGGCUACGCUGUGUGGGACCCAAACAGGCAGAAACAAAAUUUUUUGAAAUUCAUGAAGGAAUCUGCGGACUACACGCAGGACCCAGGUCAGUGGCGACAAAAGCGCUACGCCUAGGGUAUUUUUGGCCAUCAAUGCACAGAGAUGCAGCCAAGCUUUUGCAAAGUUGUGAAGCAUGUCAACUGCACGUAAACGUCCCUAGGCUACCAAAGCAAGAUAUGACAUCGGUAACAUCUGCAUGGCCAUUUACAAAGUAG
This is a messenger RNA of Erigeron canadensis, 1086 nucleotides long. RefSeq lists its product as uncharacterized. Gene Ontology annotation, molecular function: RNA-DNA hybrid ribonuclease activity; nucleic acid binding. The record is from RefSeq and is a predicted model, not a curated record. The transcript has 2 exons. The coding region runs from base 1 to 1086 and encodes 361 amino acids. NCBI's taxonomy places the organism in Eukaryota, Viridiplantae, Streptophyta, Magnoliopsida, Asterales, Asteraceae.